AUGGUGUAUCCCCAGGAGUUGCCUCUAGAAGGUGUAGAGUUCCGUGCUCUCAUCAGUGGUGCACAUACUAUCACAUCCGACUUCAUAUAUUUUCGGCAAGGAGACUAUUUUGGUGCAGCUUGUUACGAGAAGCUGACAGUCCACUCAGAGAUUGAGCGAGGGGCACGCAUGAAAAGUGUUGGUGUAAUUGUGGCCAACUAUGACACCCUCCACCACCACCUAGAAUACCUAGCACAGCAAGUAAGGUUAGUAUAUUGUUCAGAGUUGCUAUAUUCUUAUUAUAUUCUUAUGUUUGCUUGGUCUGCCAUUUAG
Messenger RNA from Penaeus monodon (black tiger shrimp), 312 nucleotides. RefSeq names its product DENN domain-containing protein 11-like. Lineage: Eukaryota; Metazoa; Arthropoda; Malacostraca; Decapoda; Penaeidae. The record is from RefSeq and is a predicted model, not a curated record. The coding region runs from base 1 to 312 and encodes 103 amino acids. The transcript is spliced from 3 exons. Gene Ontology annotation, cellular component: cytoplasm.